CUUUCCUAAAGUUUGCGCACCGUUUCCAGCUCGUUUCAAAACACAUCGCUGUUUCAGCCCGAUACCGUCAAGCUGUGACUUCAAUUCCCACAAUGCACCGCGUGCACAGGAAGAGCGUCUCCAAGUGUGUCGACUCCUCCGGUGCGUCUCACUUUUGGGGGAGUGACCCGAAUUUCGCCUGACUCCCGCCGCGACAGAGACCCAGACCUUGCAAGCCUCUGCUCCUGUCCGUGACACGGAAGCACCCUGUAGUUCCAUGUCCGGCGAACGUUUGGGCCUGGAAUUGAUGAAGGUGUUGCGCGAGCUAGCAUCGGCUAGCACUGAGUGACAGCGCACAGCUGCUCGGUGCGUAGCUCUCUGCUCGAUGUUCCGAUUAUCGUGGCCCAUUAGCUCGGUGUAAACCCGCCGCUCCUCUUCAGCGCCAUGUCGACUGAGCUCAUGGUUCCAGUUGGAGGGUCUGACUGCCGCGCUCUGUGACCCUCCAGCCCCAUAGGUCCAUGGAGUGGACGGCCGUUCAUCAUGCCAGAGCACCGACGCACGAGCUCGGCUUGUGCGCGUUCCCAGGCCACACGAGCCUCGCGGAGUUGGACCCGGGUCCGGCCCCGGGUCCAGCCCCGGCUGCCCAGCACCCACAGCCAGCAUCACUGUCCGGCAGCAGUUGGGAGGCUCGCUGCCUCAGGAAGCACCGGAGGAGGAGAAGUGCAGAUGAAGGGUGUCUGGCCAAGAGGAGGAGACUGGCGGCGGAGACCCAGGCGCCCACUGGCAGCCACAGCCACAGCCACCCGGGCCUGUGCGGCGCCCGGCCCCAGGCAGGGGGGCCCCGGGCGGAGCCCUCCUGCCUGGAGAUGGAGGCGGCUCAGCGGAAGCUUCGGGAGAUCGAAAGCAGGAUCACGCUGGAGGACGACGACGAGGACCCGGAUCUGGAGGUGGAGCCGGCGCCCCGGCGGCCGGUGCUGGUCCUCUCCGACAGUCUGAAGGAAGGUCUGCAGCGUGGCAUGGGCGACAUCCUGCCACACACCGUGGCCCAGUCCGUGUACGUGCUCCCUCUUCCCGUCCCUCUCUCUCCCUCUCACAGAGUCGGUCAGAACCCCGCUGGCUUCACGCCUCGCCGGACUGGCGUCCCCCAACUAAAGACGCGACUGUCUCUUCCCUGUGGUGCGCAGGAGUCACUCCUGUAUGGAGCUGGUGUUGUGGCGGCCGCCCGAGGACCCCUUCUGUCGCAGGCUCAAGGGCUCCCUGCACAAACAGCGGAAACAGCAGACGGCUGUUCGGCAGAGCCCCGCCCCGCCUCGACCCCCCACCCCGGCGGAGCACGUGGCGCCCCACUCUGGAGAGGAGGACAUGGAGAUGGAGCUGUGAGCAGCAGAUCAAGCCCUCAUCUGCUGCUCAGAUAGUGGGGUGCGGGUCGUGGCGAACCAGUGUAUGUUGGUACUGCUCACAGUGUGUGCUGGUGCUGUGCUACUGCGUCCAAAAGGUUCCUUUUGAAUGUAUCUCCACCAACAGUGUUGCUUGGCCAAUGAACUUGUAUGUUGUUUUGAUAUUGCCCUCAAUAAAGGACUUGUCAAUGAUUUGGACGGCGGGGGCCUUUCUCCACUGCUGCACCUGACCAGCCUGAAGGACCUUCUCAGCCAGUGGAGUCCCAUGGUGUCGUAACACUUAAGUGCAGAUGAGUCAUUUCCGAGCGCAGCUAUCUUCAUGACGGAUCACGGGACGGAGCAGAGCCAUGACUGCAGGUCGUAAAAGGCUGGAGAACAGAGGAAGUUGAGGGCGAGAGCCUCGUGUCACGGUGACCUGCUGCGUGACCUGCCGCCUCCAGCGUCAAUCAUUCAUCUUCACAGUAGGAGGAAGGUACAGGUUUAACAAGGCUGACGGCAGAGAUCAGGGACAUGCAAUAAAGCAGUUGGACAAAACCUGCGGUUC
Messenger RNA from Synchiropus splendidus (mandarinfish), 1920 nucleotides. RefSeq names its product coiled-coil domain containing 117 (gene ccdc117). Bases 498 to 1394 code for a protein of 298 amino acids. NCBI's taxonomy places the organism in Eukaryota, Metazoa, Chordata, Actinopteri, Syngnathiformes, Callionymidae. The transcript is spliced from 4 exons. The record is from RefSeq and is a predicted model, not a curated record.